AUGGGGAGCUGGGAGGAUGUGAUGCAUCAGGGCAAGUUUAGUAUUAAAAAAGCUUACAAGCUCCUUCAAGGUGAAAAGCGGAAAGUGAGCUGGAGAAGACUUAUCUGCAACAAUAGAGCAAGCCCAAAAAGCAAGUUCAUUGUUUGGUUAGCUGUCCAAAAUAGACUUCCUACUACUGAUAGAAUUAGUAGAUGGAAUGUUGCAUGUCAAUGGCAAUGUAGUUUAUGCUCUAAUUACAAUGAGUCCACCCAACAUCUCUUCUUUGAGUGCAGAUACUCUGCGAAAGUGCGGAUGGGUUUGUUACAACAGAUUGGUAUUAACAGGAAUGCAGGUCCUUUUGAUGAAGAAUGCAGAUUAGUGUGUACCAAGGCUCACAGUAACAGCAUGAAGGCAAAGAUUUAUGUGAUGAUAUUUUCUGAAGCAAUUCAUACUAUCUGGUGUCAAAGAAACAAUGUAAUCUUUGCUAAUACCUACUGCUCACCCUCUGUGCUGAUUAAACAAGUACUCUUCCAAGUUGCUUGCAAUUGUAAUGAGGCUGAGAGGAAGAUCUUAGUGCAGUAUGUUGUGUUUAUCUGUUGUCUUUUUCUCCUAGUUGUAUUCGGGAGAUUUGCUCUAGUUUGA
This is a messenger RNA of Beta vulgaris subsp. vulgaris (sugar beet), 621 nucleotides long. RefSeq lists its product as uncharacterized. Bases 1 to 621 code for a protein of 206 amino acids. The record is from RefSeq and is a predicted model, not a curated record. The transcript has a single exon. NCBI's taxonomy places the organism in Eukaryota, Viridiplantae, Streptophyta, Magnoliopsida, Caryophyllales, Amaranthaceae.